Molecule: messenger RNA, 1645 nt
Organism: Eriocheir sinensis (Chinese mitten crab)
Lineage: Eukaryota; Metazoa; Arthropoda; Malacostraca; Decapoda; Varunidae
Exons: 5
Coding region: 50-808 (252 amino acids)
Source: RefSeq, a predicted model, not a curated record
UCUGUCUUUCCCAUUCACUGCCCAGCUCUUGUUAAGAAUCAACGUAAGAAUGAAGACCCAACAACUUCUAACAUGGACCACCACUACUUCCACCGUCGCUGCCUCUCUCCUCAUCCUCCUCCUCCCUUGCCUGACGGUGCCUUCAGGAGCUGUUCAGGCCAACACCCCGCAGUACCACCCAGGCUCAGGGCCGGGCUCCCAUAAUCACAUGAGGAAACACAACCACGGAACGGGCCAUAAGCACCAUCACCCCAACCCCAAACGGCCGCCCACAACGAUGGAGAGGAUUGAGAACAGACAAGACCCCAAACGCCUGCCAAGGGAAGAGUGGACGAACCCGGAGCUCCUGAAGGAUAAUGAGAUAUUCCACGAUAGGGAGCACCUGAAGGAAGAGUUACCUGAAUACCUGAAUCUGGAAAAGGUGCAAGAGAUGUCUGAAAAGGAGCUGGACUUUCACUACUUCAGAAUGCAUGACUUCGAUAACAACUUCUUGCUCGAUGGUCUGGAGUUGCUGGCGGCGCUGGGACACAUCGUUGACGAGGAUGAGGAGGAGGAGGGGGAAGGAGAGAAGGGGGAUGAAGGAGGAAGAGGAGGAGGAGAAGAGAAGAAGAAGAGCCAGGAGGAGGAACUGAAGGGCCUGAGCGAGGAGGAGAAGAGGGUUGUGAGGAAUUACCGAUACAAGAAGUGGGAGGAGGAGUGGAAGUUUUAUAUCGACCUCGUGGACGGCGUGCUCGAGAACAAUGACCUGAACAAGGAUGGUUACCUCAGCUGGUCUGAAUUUCUCAAGGGAAGGAGAAGGAACAUAUAAAUUAAGAGGUCACACACACACACACACACACACACACACACAGGCGCUAACAGAAGAAUAUAUUGGAUGUAACUAAAAUAAACCAUCAUAAAUACCUUUGUUACUACUCUACCUAUACUGAAAUACGAUGAUUGAGGAUCUAACAUAUUGCAAAGACACUGUUGAAAUAGAAAACAUACGCGCUAACAGAAGAAUAUAAUGGAUGUAACUAAAAGAAACCAUCAUAAAUACCUUUGUUGCCCUUCCUAUAGUGAAAUAUGCAAAUAGAAAAAGCUAAAUUGCAUAGUCACGAGUGAAAUACCAAGCCUAUGACGUCACCUCGUACCAAGACUUACCCCAAAACCUAAUUAACACUCAUACCAGUAGUUAUUAAGAAGUCAUUUAGUAAACCUUAGUACAAAACAACCCAUUUGAUCAUUGUAUUAUCCUGGUACCCCUUCAUGCUGACUAGAAAGGUUUAAAUUCAAUGCCCUCCAUCCCGCCCAAAUCCUGCCCCACCCCAAAGGAAGUUAACAGCCAUUUCCAGUAUAACAUCAGCUAUUCACGUAUUACCUCACAAAAAGGCGGAAUGUUAAGGUACAAAGGGCCAUCUAGUAUACUUUUGUUAAGGUUUAUAUAUAGGAUAUACAAGAGAAUGGAGUGUAAUGCGCAUGUCGACCUUCUAUCGUUUAGCUGAGAAAUAAUUCGCGGAGAUGGAUAUAAUUUGUCUACUUUUCCUGUAUGUUUUGACUCUAAAGCACUGUAAAGGGUUUGUAUGAAUAAUAUUUACUUAGUAUUACCGUUUUUAGAGCUUAAGGGGAGAAAUAAACGGCAAAAUGGCUCAUGCGGCGAGUGAGA